GAAAUACCAGCAUUUUUGUACGUACCACGAUAUGGAGCCGUACAUGCAGCAAGAACUGGCCACUGUGAGGACAAAUACAAUUUACAAAUUUUGCGUUUGUCAUUCCAAUGCCAUUAUAAUGUCCAUUCUCUUCAUUCGAAUGCAAAAGGAGCGUAGCUGGGCAUAUGUGCUUAUGAUUCUGGUUAAUUUUUUGCAAAGUCAAUUUUUGCUGCAAGUCAAUGUGACAUUUGAUUUAAUUUUAUUUCGAAUGCAUUUGCAUUUUGUCUUUAUCAACAAGGUCCUCGAACAUACAUCGCAGAGGAUUACUCGUGGAGAACUAUUUUGGAGCUAUUGGACCCUGUAUAAUAUGCACUACGAAUGUUAUCAUCUGUCACAGAGAAUCUUGAGGAUAUGGCAGGACAUAACCUUCUUCUGGAUGAUAAAAAUUUUCACCACCAACAUAGCGCUACUCUAUCAUGCGGUACAGUUUACCAAUGGCAGCAUAGAAUCGGAUAAUACCCAAGACCUAAUUGGCACCAUGACCAUUGUAUUAUUCUAUUGGGAUACAACGUUGACAAUGAAAGCCAUCGAUGGUAUUCUCUCGUCCUGCAAUCAAACAAAUGAAGUAUUACGAAUCUAUGCCAAUGAGAAAGGGGAGAGAGGUCACCUCCAUCAGCCGAGUCAAUUCUUGAAAAUGGCAAGUUAAGAGGGAAUUUUAAUAGACACCGGAUUAGGCCAAUUAACUUCUCUCUCAUUGCAGAUAACACAAU
This is a messenger RNA of Musca domestica (house fly), 749 nucleotides long. RefSeq names its product putative gustatory receptor 58b. Lineage: Eukaryota; Metazoa; Arthropoda; Insecta; Diptera; Muscidae. The transcript has a single exon. The coding region runs from base 32 to 685 and encodes 217 amino acids. The record is from RefSeq and is a predicted model, not a curated record.